GAGGCCCCCGCCGCUUGACUGACAGCGGCUUGUUUUGUAACCUCACUUCCAGCCUUAGAAGCCAAAUGUUACCCAACCAGGCUGGGGGUUCCCAGGCUAGAACGCGCGGUAGCCGGCUCCUGGCGAGCUCUGCAGGGAAAGGGGCCGCCUGGUGUAGCUGGAGGGGUCCCUGCUGAGCGGGGAACAGAGCUGGGGCCCCAAGGAGGAGCACCCAGAGACCCGACACUGAGACAAAGGAGAAGGAAGGCACAGACCAGGGAGCCGAAUCCUCAGGAUGAAGCACGUAUCGAUCCACUGGUUCCGUAAGGGUCUUCGCCUUCACGAUAACCCUGCCCUGCUGGCAGCGACGACAGACUGCCGCAAGCUCUAUCCCAUCUUCGUCCUCGACCCCUGGUUCCCAAAGAACAUGCGGGUCAGCGUCAACCGCUGGAGGUUUCUGGUCGAGUCGUUGAGAGAUCUGGACGAGAGCCUUCAGAAACUGAACUCAAGGCUGUUUGUGGUGCGUGGCCGCCCCACGGAGAUAUUCCCGGUUCUCUUUAAAGAGUGGAAGGUGACGCGGCUGACGUUCGAGAUAGACACGGAGCCCUACUCCAGGCAGCGCGAUAGCGAGGUGGCGAGCCUGGCGGCUGAACAUGGCGUUCAGGUUAUUCAGAAAGUGUCCAACACCUUGUAUGACACUGACAGAGUAAUUGCUGAGAACAAUGGCAAGGUGCCUCUGACCUAUGUGCGCCUGCAGACGCUCCUGGCGGCGCUGGGACCACCGAAGCGGCCCGUGCCAGCUCCCACUCUGGAAAACCUGAAGGAUUGCUGUACCCCCUGCAAAGACAACCACGGUGCAGAGUAUGGGAUCCCUACGCUGGAGGAGCUGGGUCAGGACCCGGAGCAAGCAGGUCUUCGCCUCUACCCGGGAGGAGAGUCUGAGGCGCUUUGCAGGCUUGACUUGCAUAUGAACAGAACGGCCUGGGUGUGUAAUUUCCAGAAGCCCCAGACUGAGCCCAACUCUCUGAACCCUAGCACCACCGUGCUGAGCCCUUACAUCAAGUUUGGAUGCUUGUCCGUGCGAACCUUCUGGUGGAGGUUGGCUGAAGUCUACCAGGGGAGGAAACACUCCAACCCGCCCGUGUCUUUGCACGGGCAGCUCCUGUGGAGGGAGUUCUUCUACACGGCAGGAGCUGGGAUCCCCAACUUCAACAAGAUGGAGGGCAACCCCGUCUGUGUGCAGGUGGAUUGGGAUAACAAUCCAGAGCACCUCAGAGCCUGGAGCGAGGGCCGGACGGGCUACCCCUUCAUAGACGCCAUCAUGGCCCAGCUGCGCACUGAAGGCUGGAUCCAUCACCUGGCCCGGCAUGCUGUGGCCUGCUUCCUGACUCGAGGAGACCUGUGGAUAUCCUGGGAGCAAGGGCAAAAGGUCUUUGAGGAGUUGCUGCUGGAUGCUGACUGGUCCCUGAACGCUGGCAACUGGCAGUGGCUGUCGGCGAGUGCCUUCUUCCACCAGUUCUUCCGCGUCUAUUCGCCCAUCGCCUUCGGCAAGAAGACGGACAAGGGCGGAGAGUAUAUCAAGAAGUACCUCCCUUUCCUCCGGAAGUUCCCCGCUGAGUACAUCUAUGAGCCCUGGAAGGCACCGCGAAGCAUGCAGGAGCAGGCAGGCUGCGUGAUUGGCCGAGAUUACCCCAAGCCCAUCGUGGUGCACGAGGUGGUGAGCAAGAGGAACUUGGAGCGGAUGAAGGCAGCCUACGCCCGGCGAUCGUCCAGCACCACUGCCCAGUUGGAGGGAGGGGGUGGCAAGAAAGGUGCCAAAAGGAGGACACCGACUGGUCCCUCUGUGGCCGAACUGCUGACAAAGAAACCAAAGACUAAGAGCAGCUGAAUCCCUCAAGCACUGCCAGUGGAUCUUGCCAACGGGCCAGUCUCUUCUGUGGCACAGGGGGAGAACCCCAGGCAGCACAAGAGCCCAUUGACUGACCGCUAGGAGCCCUGGCCGCCUGAGUCCAGGGAAAGCCAUGGUGGGGUUUUGGCACUGCCUCUCUUAUUGACUCAGGAAACUUUUGCAUGCUGCAUCCUUUCAUUCAGCCUGUUCAGCGAACUGUCCUUUGGUGCUGGUGCUUUCUAUGCUGCUCCCAGGCCAGAAGCUGAGUUUCUCUUUUGGAAAGGCCACGGAGUGGAUCAGUUUGUCUGAGUGCCUUAGGGUGAAUUCACCCUACAGCACUUGGGGAGGUAGAUGUUUCACCACCCCUGUUUUACACACAAGUGAACUGAGAAACCGAGCUUACUAGGCAGAUUUCCAAUGGGAGCUGCUGGAUCCCUUCAAAAUCUGGCCGUAAUUGACUCGCUCAGAUCACUGAAAGAGGCAGAGCUGGGAACUGAACCCACAUCUUGCACUACAUUCCAGUGCCUUCCACACAAGGUCCCCUUCCCUGGUUACUGCCCAGCGCUUUCUUUAUGCGGGUUGUUGCAGACAGUUAGCCACAGGGUACAUUUUAAACUUGCCUCUCAGCAAAACAAUUCGUGCAGCCACCGACUCCUCUGGGCUGGGAAGUGCCCCAGACUGCUGCAUUGUGGGCUGGCUCCACAGAAGCCAAAAGCACACCAGGCUUUCAGGGAGUGGAAGAAUUUUUUUUUUUUUAAUUUAAAGGGCACGUUAAUAACGUGCUGGUGUGCCGAAUGCCCCAGCCAGCCUGGCUGGGAGUUGGUAUUGAACUCCCUGUUUAAGCUUUGCUGCCCCCUUUGGCAGACAGCAGCUUGGGAGGCUAAAGUGAGGGAUGCUGGAUAGGGACGUUGCCUUUUGCCCAUCUUUGUGCUGAGCAUGAAAUGCUGGAUACUCAUUGCCACCGUCCUUGGGACCUGUAUGCCCUGUUUUGUGGCGUGUCCAACCCAGGCAUAAUUUCACUAUCCCUUGGCUAUGGUCUCCUGGGGUAUUAGAGAUAUCCCUAGAAGCACUAUGUGGUAAAGCAUGGGGCAAAGCUCAUCUUGAUGUGCUAAGCCCAGCGUGGUGCACAAGGUGCUGAGCAAGAGGAACGUGGAACCAGAUGCUGGUGGUGAGACUAUUAAACCAGAGAGACACUCUGACUGAGCCCCAAGAGGAAGUGGAUAGACCAGCCGAUAUCGGAGAAAGUGGGCUAGGGAGAGAUGUUACUGAGGGGCAACCCAUCCUAAAUUCUCAGUUACUGAGGGACACGCUACACUCAUCGCUAUAUUUGCUUUCCACAAGCUGCUCUUAGUAUAACCUUUUAGGAGUGAGGUAGCAUCCAAUAUUUGGGUAAUAUCUAAACUGUACUGUUAAAUUUAUUUACCUAAAUUUGGGAUAUUACACAUUAUGUACUAGAUGUAUUUUAUGACUUUUAAACCAAACUUUGUCCUUGGGGCUAAUUUAAGCAUUACAGCCAGCCGUAUAGACACUCUUUCCUUAACCUGUGUAUUCGAUAACUAGCAUUAGCUUUAAUCACAUUUUACAUUUUCUCUUUCAA
Trachemys scripta elegans is the source of this 3464-nucleotide messenger RNA. Its product is annotated as cryptochrome-1-like. Gene Ontology annotation, cellular component: cytoplasm; nucleus. Gene Ontology annotation, molecular function: FAD binding; DNA binding. The coding region runs from base 275 to 1867 and encodes 530 amino acids. The record is from RefSeq and is a predicted model, not a curated record. Lineage: Eukaryota; Metazoa; Chordata; Testudines; Emydidae. The transcript has 11 exons. Gene Ontology annotation, biological process: entrainment of circadian clock by photoperiod; circadian regulation of gene expression.